CGGCCCGUCCUCUGCGCAUGCGCCGCGCUGCUCCAGGAGUGCUGUUUCGGCCUGUUCCGCGGCCGCUCGGUCAUUUUCGCCUCUUUGUUUUACUGAUAGUGGAUUUAACUCGGAUUCAACCCGAUAUCCAGCGGACCGUGCUGCUCCCAAACAGGCUCCAAUGAGAGGCUCUCCAUGAUGAGGAGCUAACACUGUCGGCCGCACAACCGCAGGAAGAGACGUGGCCGCUGCACCAUCCACAGUCGACGCAUGGCGGUAUUAGGGAACCCCGACAUGCUGACGAGGAAGAUAAAGCUGUGUCACAUCAACGCCCACAUCACAUGUCGUCUGUGUGAGGGCUACCUGAUCGACGCCACCACCGUCACAGAGUGCUUACACACCUUCUGUAGAAGUUGCCUAGUGAAGUAUCUGGAGGAAAACAACACGUGCCCCACGUGUAGGAUUGUUAUUCAUCAGAGCCAUCCACUGCAGUACAUCGGCCAUGACAGAACAAUGCAAGACAUUGUCUACAAGUUGGUACCGGGACUUCAAGAGGCGGAGAUAAAGAAGCAGAGGGAGUUCUAUCAGAAGUUAGGGAUGGAGGUGCCUGGAGACAUUAAAGGGGAGCUUUGCAACAUGAAGACUCAUCUAGAUCAGCGCAAUGGCGAUGCAAAAUCAGAGGAUACAGCCAAUAAGGAGGCAGGAGAGGAGAAACCAGAAGAGGACAACGACUAUCACCGCAGCGACGAGCAGGUCAGCAUCUGCUUGGAGUGCAACAGCAGCAAGCUUCGAGGUCUGAAGCGCAAGUGGAUCCGCUGUUCAGCACAAGCCACAGUCCUCCACCUCAAGAAGUUCAUCGCCAAAAAGCUUAACCUGACAUCAUUUAACGAGCUGGACAUUUUAUGCAAUGAGGAAAUCCUGGGGAAGGACCACACAUUGAAAUUUGUUGUUGUGACAAGAUGGAGAUUUAAGAAAUCCCCCCUCCUGCUCCAUUACAGACCCAAGAUGGAUCUGCUGUAGCUAAAACGGACACAACGGUUGUUUUUUUCUUUUUUCCUUUUUGGCCCGGUGGCUGCAGACUGUGCCGAAACUUUUUUUUUUUUUAUUUAUGCAAAGACGAUCAACCAACACCAAGCAAACGCCCGACGGUAAAAGUCAGCAUAAGCCAGCAAAUCGGGAUCUAAAGGGGGGAUGGGGGCGGGGUAAAUACACCACAAAACUGGCAACCUCCAGCACAGAUACUGCAACACUGGUGUGUUUUUUAGGAACUAAAACAACCAUUUUUUGUCCGCUACAUCCUAGAUAUGUGAACAAAACAAAAAGAAAAAAAAAAACAAAUGGAGAGAAAGCAUAUAUUUAUACUUUUGUACAGAAGAGACACAUGGAACCAAGACACUACUGGUGCUCUGUUUACACGCAAACAAGAUGUCGGGAAUCACAUGACCGUCUUUUUGAGCUUUGUGCAGAUUUCAUCCUCCCGAGACAAUGACUGAAAGGAGAGGAGGAAGUUUUUUAUAUAAAAAAGGUUUUUUUUUUCUUUUCUCAAUACACUCGACACUCGUCUUGGGAGCACAGAAAGUAUAUGGAAAAGGUUAUAUAACAGACAUCAAUUUAAGCUGUUUAUCAAGUAAAAUAUCUCUGAAACAUUUUUUUUCCAUUUCAUUUCGUUGGCUUUGUCUAAUUUGCUAUUGGGUUCUUUGAUGAUUGUCAAUUGUGAAUAGACUAAAAUUCUUUGUGUAGUAAUUUAUGUUCUAUAUACCAAUAUUGUACAUAAAAUGUCAUUACAGAGAGAGAUUGAAGAGAGUAAGAGAGACUUUAGACUGUUAAAAAAAAAAAAAAGAGUGGAUCCCAGAAGUGCUAUCUAUAUGUUUUGGGCGAAAAGUGUCCGGAGGUGAUAAAUUAGGAUUUUUAAAGACAGACUCAUUAUCAGUAUCAAAAUAUAUAAAUGCAUCUUUAUGUUGUCUGAGAAAGACACAAAACAGAUAUAUCAAAUCCUUUGCCAUUUGUGUGUACGUGGGGUCUUAGUAUGUUACAUCGCUCUCAUAGCAUUACAAGACUUUAGGGCAGAUAAGGAGAAAGCUUCUAAACUCCGCCCCCGCCCGGCUCCUCAUCUCACCUGCCUUCUACAGAGUACCGUUAUUGUUGUCUCUUGUUUUUUGGACAUCGUUAUCAACAAACCGUAUCUUACCAAUAAUACUACACAUAACACUCAUGCCUGCAAGACAUAAAAAUGCAAUACUUGGCCAGAGAACUAGUUCAUUUUCCACCAUGCAGUCCUUAGUAUCCGUCCCUGUGUUUCUGCAGUCUCUCAGCAGGAAAUACUGAUACACCCACAUGUUUACAGCUUUUAGUUUGAGCUGCUAGCAGCAGAUGUUGUCAGCACCCUGCACCCUUACGCCAUGCAUCUCCUUGUGCGACGUUUGUUGAACAUUUACUACAAAACUCUCCCAAAGCUGCAAUAGAUAUCAUUUUUCUUAAAUGGACACACACACACCAGUCUCACUCGUCUUUAACAGUCUCAUCCUUUUUGCCCAAAUUAAAUUCUGGUGAUAUGUAUGGACAUUUUCUCGCCCAUAGGAAGUGAAUUGACAUUUGUACGAAACAUAAGAGCAAACUGCAGACUGUAAGGUAAACUACAGCGCACCGCAGACAGGCCGGUUUGAUAAAGAUCACUGAUGUCACAAAGUUGCGUUGCUUGGGUAUAUUUCAGUUACUUCUCACUGCCAGUUGGAAUCACAAACGUUCAAAGUUGCACAGUGUUUAAGAAAAUCAGUUGAACAUUUCUGAAAGUUACGUGAAUAUAGUUUUUUUUUUUGACAGAAUCAGUAUAAAACUUGGAAUAUUUUGCAGAGUAGCCAGUGUUCAAUAUUGUUGACUUCAGACACAAAUUUACGAGUCUUUUUGAGAAAUAACUCGCAAAUUCAGGUUUCGCACAGGGACUGAGGUUUUUUGAACAUUUUGAUAAUGAAAUUCUGAAUAAAAUGACUACUGUUUAGUCAUUUGGUGCUUAUUAAUGUAUGUUUCUAAUCUUGAGGAGGACUGUUCCUCAGGAACAUGCUGUUCUUAACUGUGUGACACAGCAAACCAAUGUUCUGUCUAAUGAGAAAAUGUCUUAACUCACAACAUUCAAAGCAAACUGUCUGCAACCUUACCACAACUGGAUCCUUAAACGCCAUGUCAGACCUCAAGUAGUAUUACCUCACUGACCUGUCUGGUCAGUAAUUAAAUGAUUAUUAUUUACCCUUUGCAUUGUAUCUGCCCACAACCAGCUGUUUUGUCUGUAUGUUCAUAUGCAGGGUUCCUCUAAUAGUCCUGAUAAAUAUUGUAAUUUUAAAACUGUAAACUUUGAAAUUGGAUACGAAGUGAAAGGUUCACUCAUUAUAAACGAACAUUUGUUGGAAAGUCCCAUUAUCGUUGCAGUUUUGUAUUGUCGUCUUCAGGUAGAGUCAGUCAUGUCAAACACCAUCGUGCAGCCUCUCUCACAAACUGUAAAAUUUGGGAUUUGGAAAUGGAACCCUGUGUAGGAACCCUGCUACAUGAGGACCUAUGACUUGUGUAUAAAAUCAGUGUGUUCAUAGCCUACAGGUCUGUACCGAACCAGCUCGACCAAAACUCCUCCCACAGUCUCUGAUAUCAUCUCUGUAUGUUUCAGUUCACUUCUCAUGGUAACCUGUGUGUUUCAAGCCCUAAUCCACCUCUGUAAAGUGCUCAUUGUUUUUGGUUUUUGAUACCAUGUUGUAUCCAAACUCAUGGAGAGUAUGUGUUCAUAAAAAGCUCGAGACGCUCGGACCCUGAUGUGUCUUUUUGUCAGUCUAGGUGAAAAUCUGAUUAUAAAUUUAGAAUCUGCAGCACAAACAUUCAGCCUUUGAGUCUUUCUUCACAUUUUUCUCUUCUUUUAUUUCUGUAAUUGUGACUUUUUGAAGAAUAGAAACAAACCAAAUCUGAAAUUUGUGUUUUUAUCCAGGUAAAAAAAAAAAAAUAUUUGACCUCCACUAAAAAACCAAAAACAAUGAGCCUCACAUGUUUGGUCAGGUCAUGGAAAAGUGCUGUGUUAGUUCUUGCUGUUAUGUCUUUGUAAGAUCAGACUUGGUGUUUUAAAGGUUUAUACACAGGUCAUUGUUUCCCUCCACACUCUGAGGUCCAUGUUGAAGUGAUAUGGUUCACAGUUUUCAAGUUGUGACAAUGACCCUGACCCCGAAGCCACUCAUCUGGCAUUUUAAUGUAAUUCUGCAAUUUCAGUCUUUGAUCUGAGUCCACGUCAUGUUUAAAGUGUUGUCACCUGAGAGCAUUCAGUCUGUUUAUGAUCAAAUCUCUUAAAAUGUACAUCAGCUUUUUCCUCAGGUGAUUAAGCUGAAAAACACCCAACAAGGUGCUAUGAUGAUGCUAUAAUGAUGACUGCAGAGAAAAAUGUUAAACACGUGUUUCUGUGUUGAGCUGAACGCUGCAUAGACUGCUUUGUACUGUUCUGAAGGACUGGCUUCGAAACAAAGGUUACAUUUGUGCAUUUUUAUUCCCCCUUUUUGUUUGACAUGGUGGCGUUCACACUGCACCACUCUUCCAGAUUUUUCUUGAUCACGUCAGAGAGACAACGUUGGAAGUUCAGAGACUUGAAACGAGAAAAACAAAAUGAAUUCACAGAAAUCUGGUGAGAGGCCAGCAGCAUGACUUCAGCUCUGUAGAUUCAGUCGACUGCAACUUUUCUGUUAGCGCUAUGUUAACUUUUUUAAUUGUUGCAUCACAGUUGAUAAAAAUCUGAUGUGCAAGAGUUUGAAUUUCAACACAAACGGCUGCAGUGUGAACAAAACCUUUGACUGUAGUUUUUGAGUAUUGGUCCUUGAACCCUGGGAAAUGUGUGAUGGAACAGGGGAACCUGAUGGAGAGGGUGGGGGGGGGGCUUUGCCACAGUGACAGUCAUCAGUGGUCUUUGUCUCUGGUGCUUUCUAUGGUGCUAACAACUCCUGUGUUUCAAACUUCUUUAAGAGAUUCAGUCAGAGACAGAAAAGCACUGUGUUGCAAAGUUCUCCUGUCGCCUUUUUUUGUGCCCGAGUCCUGGGGUGUCUUCUCUUGUCAGAGCUGCCUCGCUGUGCAGAUAAAGAAGGUGCUUUUUUUUUAAAUGUCUUUUUUCAUUUAUGUGUUGGGUUUAUAGUUUACCCACUUGCCUAGGCGUGCUCUGGAAAGCAAACAGAGGGAGUUUUAAAUAAGUCAUAGACUGUGACGGGUCUGAUGCUGUGAAAAAUAAGAGAAUUGGUGAGAAAUUGGGUGUGCUAGCUGCAAUUUCCUGCCUCAAAGAGAAACUCACACUUAUUACAGGCCUCUCUGGUGAGAUGUUUGUGCCUCUGAGUCAGAUUGAGACUUGCUUCAAUCUCUAACACCUAAUUGGCCCUGCAAGUCUAAAACGUCCAUUACCGCAAAAUCACAUACAGCUGAUUUUUAAAAAAUAUUUCCAAAGUUUUCUUGAGCUUUUUGGAGAUUUGACCCUCUCACCACCAGCUUGCAAAUGUUGCCGGCUGCAUCUUCCACCUCCCAUGGACCAGAAUGGAUCAAUGUUCAUGCUUUUUUUUUAUCAGCACUAACAUUGAGACAUCAGUGCCGCUAUGCUUGACAGCCAAGCUAAGAGGCUUACAGGAGGCUUGACUCUGCCUGGCUGCAGAUAGGGGUCGGUAUCAGCUCCGAAAGGUCUCCGGCGCAGAGCAAGGCCAGGAUCUGUCAAGAGUUUCAGCUCUUGUGCUCGUCUUCUCGGCUCUGACCUUGAACACCUGCCAGGGCUGUUUGUUAUCUCCUGCUCGGAUCCGUGUGAAGCUCAUGGGUGAGCCACGUGAAAUUUCGAUUGAAGAUGGUUUCACAGCUUCACGUGGACCAUCAGCGCCAGAAGAUUGCUGGUCUACCACCAUGGUGUGGAGACGAGUAAACAGUUCAUUGGGGCUGCUUUGUACACAGUUUCUGAACUCAGACAUGUCAGAAGCUUGCUCUCUGAAGGCAGCAGCAUUCAUUUCAAGCCUGUUGGCAGCAGAAUCAUUCCUGGCAACUUAAAAUGGCUCCUCUGUGUUUACUCCACUGUAAUAAGUGUCCACUCUGAGAGUGUGAUAGCUUUCUUUGUUGCCCAGCGCACUCUUUCUCCCUCAUUUCCGAGUUCUCUGUAAAGCUCAGUAAUCUCACGGGCGGGCGUUAUGUGUGACAGAGAGGGAGACCGAGGGUCAGUCAGACGGCUACACAGACUCAAACACACUCUAAAAAAAACACAGAUUGUCUGGCCGCUGCCUGCUCUCGAAGGCUGCUCGGCUCUGAAAAGUACCACACUCAAGUGCACUGAAUCACGUCGCCAUGGGUGGAGUUGCAGUUUGAAGAGCAAAUGACUUGACAUUUGUGUACAAGUUGCUAGAUUGAGACUGCUGGCCUCGGUGAUUCCCAGAUAAACUGGGACGUUGGUCAUCAGCUACCAAACCUCACAGUGGCAUGCCCCCAUGAGCUACAGCAGAUGUCAUCAAUGAAUCUGUCCAGUUUUGUAUUAUUGUUAUUUAUUUAUGCUGAAUAAGUGACUUCUGCAGUAGUUUCUUGGUUAAUGAAUUUUUGAGAAGAGAUUCGCGCUCCUUUUUUGCUCUCAAAUUGUAUUUUCUUUUUUUUUUUGGUGAAACCUAUACUGGACUCAUGCAUAAAAUGGCUUAAAUUAUGAAUUUGCAAUUGAAUUCCCUUUUUUUGUAUUAUUCUUAGUGUGUUAAUGUCUUCGCAAUGCUCUGUCUAUGUAUAACAAACACAUAGGUGUGUUCUUUUCUAGGGUAAGCGCAAAAAAAAAGAAAAAAAAACAAACUUAAAAUUGUGUGAAUCUGGCAAUGUGGUUAUUGUAUUUGCAAGGAAAAUGUGCAAUAUACGGUUCUCAGAUGGUUCCAGGUUUCAGCGCAGAACUCCAGUGUUUUAUUUUUUACUGUUUCUUUUUUCCAGUCAGUUCCUCAGGUCACUAAAUGCCUUCUGGUCCUGAGGGUGACCAGGAAAUCUCAGAACAUACACUAAUGCACCCGAAAUACAAAAACGACUGGAUUUUACUUUAGUCUUGUCUCUCUCUCUUUUCUUUCCUCCCCCCCUUUCUUCUUCUGUGACAUUUUUUUCCCUCCAGGUUAACGCAGGCACUUAUUCAGGUGUCCUUUUCCUUGCCUCCUUUUGUAUUAUUGUUAUUUAUUGCACAUGUAAUGAACUGGUUUCCAUUGCCACAUUUAAUUCAAGGAGUUUUGGGUCUAGAAUGGGGCUGGAAUUUCUUACAUACAAAACUACAGAAGCUUUUGUCAAAAUUUAAGUGUGUAUUUCAUCAAUAAAUGCCUUUAAAAGUG
Lates calcarifer (barramundi perch) is the source of this 7298-nucleotide messenger RNA. Its product is annotated as polycomb group RING finger protein 3. The coding region runs from base 250 to 999 and encodes 249 amino acids. Gene Ontology annotation, biological process: regulation of transcription by RNA polymerase II. Gene Ontology annotation, cellular component: PRC1 complex. NCBI's taxonomy places the organism in Eukaryota, Metazoa, Chordata, Actinopteri, Centropomidae. The record is from RefSeq and is a predicted model, not a curated record. The transcript has 10 exons.